Anopheles stephensi (Asian malaria mosquito) is the source of this 1269-nucleotide messenger RNA. RefSeq names its product luciferin sulfotransferase-like. The record is from RefSeq and is a predicted model, not a curated record. Gene Ontology annotation, biological process: sulfation. Gene Ontology annotation, molecular function: sulfotransferase activity. Gene Ontology annotation, cellular component: cytoplasm. Bases 227 to 1201 code for a protein of 324 amino acids. The transcript has 5 exons. Lineage: Eukaryota; Metazoa; Arthropoda; Insecta; Diptera; Culicidae.
CUCCCACUUCCACUGGUCGGAGGAGGUUCAGCACUCCUUUCACUUGUGACCUUGUGGCAAACGUCAAGCAUCAACGCAUGUACGUCACUACGCAGGAAAACCACAACAGACCUUACCAUUACAGAACCAACACUGGUGGUCAGCACGAUAGAGAACACAAGUAACGAGUCUCAGAGAUCUCAGUUUCCAUCUGACCUUACAUCUUCAAGCACAGUGAAGCAGCACCAUGUCUAGCCCAUUCACGAUAACCGACAUCGAGACGAAUCUUUCCUGCCCGGGAGCUUCCUCCUUCGUGCAGAUACAGCUUAACGAUCUGGCCGACUAUCCGCUGGCCAGCUCCCCACCAGCACCAGCGAUCGUUCCCGCAAAGUUUCGCAACUAUGCAGAGCAGGUGCGUAACUUCCAGGUGUACGAAGAUGACGUGUGGAUCGUGACGUAUCCAAAGUGCGGUACCACCUGGACGCAGGAGAUGGUCUGGUUGAUCGACCAUGACCUAGACUACGGAACGGCUCGCGACGUCAAUCUCAACACUCGUUCAGUGUUUCUCGAAAUCGGUGCCAUUGCGGACAAGAUUCCGGUGGAUACGGUUACCGCUGCCGCUAACCUGAAGCGCCCACGGCACAUAAAAUCUCAUCUACCGCUCGCACUACUGCCCCGCCAGCUGUGGACCGUGCGACCGAAAGUGGUCUACGUGGCUAGAAAUCCGAAAGAUGUAGCCGUGUCGUACCUUCACCACUACCAGAUGAUUAUGGGCUAUCGCGGCACGAAGGAAGCCUUCCUGGAUGGGUUGCUGGAGGAUCGGGUGAUGUUCUGUCCGCAGGUAAAGCAUGCGCUUGCUUUUUGGACGUUAAAAACCGAACCAAACGUACUGUUUCUUACCUACGAAAGCAUGCGAAGGGACCUAAGAAAGCUACUGCCACGAGUGGCCAAAUUUUUCGGUAAAUCAUACACCGACCGUCAGCUUGAUGAGCUAGCCGUACACUUAUCGUUCGAUGAAAUGAAAAAAAAUCCAUCGACCAACAACGACCAAAUGGUACGCAGCGCGAUGAAAAUGAAUGGCCGUGAAGGAGAACACUUUGAAUUUAUGCGCAAAGGAAUCGUUGGAGAUUUCCGCAAUGAGCUCACACCGGAGUACAUAGAGAGAUUUGAUAGGUUCAUCGAGCAGCAGCUGGCUGGAAGUGAUUUUAAGUACGAUUCGUAGUUGCGCAAAUUCGAUUAAAAAGCCAAUAAAUGUAACAAAUAAAGGGGGAACCUUUUAUCUGAAUUAUA